UAACGCAGCGCAGAAAUUGAAGCGUGACAUACAAAUCACGAAGAGAGAGACACCGGCAUAACUCAUGUCUCAAGCCACUGCAACUUUCCCCAUGUUCAAAAACAUCUGAAUCUGAAACCCUAGUUCUCUCUCUAGCCAUGGACUUGAGAAGGGGCGGGAGAAAACUAUCGUUUGAGAUUCUCAGUGCCAGCAACUCCAUUGAAGACGAGGAAACCUUGUCUUACAGAUCAAACUCAGAUCCAAUUCAUGAGGACGCAGGAGUUUCACCAUCUGAAUCGAGGACCAAUCGGAGGAAACGAAAGAAUAAAGGCUCCAAGAAGAAGAAGAAGACGAUCACAUGUCCGAUAGAUGAAGAUCCGGUAACUGACAAAGGGAUUGACUCCGUUUUUGAUGAUCCGGCACGCGUGGUAUUUGAAAACGGUUCUUGUCCUAAUGGAUUUGACGUAAAUUAUCAGAAUUAUAGCAUGCAGAGUGUUGUUACGGUGUUGGAGGAGAGUGUCCGUACGGUGCUCCAAGUCCCGGAAUCAGAAUUUCAGAAUUUGCGUGGGGAUGGACAUUUGGUAGCGGAGUUGAGGCAGAGGAGUGUGAAUGGAAGUGGUGGAGGUGAGGAGGUGGCGGGAUCGCAGGUUGAUGUGAAUGUCGCGGAGGAGAGUGGUAUAGAGGUGAGUUCGUCGGGGAAACAAAGGGGCGAGCCAAAUGGAGGCAUUGUUAAGCAAUUGGAUUCUGCAGAGUCCUUGGAUUGGAAGCGGUUCAUGGUGGAGGAUCCAACCUACUCCUCUUCUUUGGAGAAGUCCCCAUUGAAGUAUUUUAUGGAAGAAAUGUACAGUGGAAAUUCAUUACAAAGCACAACAACUCUGGGCAAUGAGAAAGAACGGGAAAGAGUAUAUGAUACCAUCUUCCGGCUGCCAUGGAGAUGUGAACUGCUUAUAGAUGUUGGCUUCUUUGUCUGCUUGGAUUCAUUCCUAUCUUUGCUAACUAUCAUGCCGACAAGGAUUCUGAUGGCACUCUGGAGGCUUCUAAAUGCAAGGCAGUUCAAGAGGCCUUCUGCAGCAGAGUUGUCUGAUUUUGGUUGUUUUGUUGUGAUGGCUUGUGGAGUUGCUCUUUUAUCACAAACAGAUAUCAGUCUUAUAUAUCACAUGAUUCGUGGCCAAGGAACAGUGAAACUCUACGUGGUGUACAAUGUGUUGGAGAUAUUUGAUAAACUGUGCCAAAGCUUUGGUGGAGAUGUGUUGCAGACUCUAUUCAAUACUGCAGAGGGACUUGCAAAUUCUGCACCAGAAAACAUGAGAUUUUGGAUCUGGAGAUUCGUUUCUGACCAAGCAUUAGCAGUGGCUGCUUCCAUUGUUCAUUCAUUCAUCUUAUUAGCUCAGGCAAUUACUUUAUCAACUUGUAUCAUUGCUCAUAAUAAUGCUUUGCUGGCUUUGCUGGUAUCAAAUAACUUUGCUGAGAUAAAAAGCAACGUGUUUAAACGUUUUAGUAAAGAUAACAUCCACAGCAUCGUAUACUAUGAUUCAGUGGAGCGAUUCCACAUUUCAGCAUUUGUCCUCUUUGUUUUAGCUCAAAAUAUUCUAGAGGCUGAGGGUCCCUGGUUUGAAAGCUUCCUCUCUAAUGCUCUACUGGUUUACAUUUGUGAAAUGGCUAUUGAUAUCAUCAAACAUUCAUUCAUUGCCAAAUUCAAUGACAUAAAGCCCAUUGCUUAUUCUGAAUUUCUUGAAGACCUUUGCAAACAGACUCUGAAUAUUCAAACUGAUGGUGGGAAGAAAAGCCUCACUUUUAUUCCUUUGGCUCCAGCUUGUGUGGUCAUUCGGGUGUUGACUCCUGUAUAUGCUGCUCAUCUACCUUGCAAUCCCCUCCGAUGGAGGGUCUUUGGGAUUCUCCUCUUAUCUGCAAUGACCUAUGUCAUGCUUGCAAGCCUCAAGAUGAUGAUAGGCUUGGCCCUAAGAAAACAUGCCACUUGGUAUGUAAAUAGAUGUCGGAAGCGAAAACACCAUCUUCACAGUGACUAAAACAAGAUAGAAAUGCAUUAUCUAGCUGGACAUAAUUGAUUCCCCAGUUCUCUGCUGCCCCUCCUUGCAAAAUCUCCAUGGGAUCAGCAUGUUCGACCUGGAGCAGGAUGCAGAAAUGUUGACAACCUAAAGCCAGAGCUUUCCUGCUACAUGGUCUUAAAUUUUUUAGUUUCACACAGUUCUCGUUCCAAUUUUGCUACAGUUGCUGGUACCAGAACAUCUCUUUGUAUACAAAAGGUUACAGGGCUACAAUUCCCGACAAUUUUGCGGCUUAAGGUGCUCUCCUGCCUACAAGAAAAAAUGGCUUGAGGUUCUCUCCUUGGCUUAUGUCUCCAGUAGGAUAUUUCUCAAAACAAAUCUGAGUUACGGUGAGGAAGUUGACUUCAUUGAAUUUUCCCCACCUGAUUCUAUGCUCUUUCAUAUAUGUAGCCACAGCAGACUCAAUGAAUUUUAAACUUUUACCUAA
Vitis riparia (riverbank grape) is the source of this 2472-nucleotide messenger RNA. Its product is annotated as protein POLLEN DEFECTIVE IN GUIDANCE 1. The record is from RefSeq and is a predicted model, not a curated record. Lineage: Eukaryota; Viridiplantae; Streptophyta; Magnoliopsida; Vitales; Vitaceae. Gene Ontology annotation, cellular component: endoplasmic reticulum membrane. Bases 138 to 2006 code for a protein of 622 amino acids. Gene Ontology annotation, biological process: maintenance of protein localization in endoplasmic reticulum. The transcript is spliced from 11 exons.